Molecule: messenger RNA, 893 nt
Organism: Drosophila busckii
Lineage: Eukaryota; Metazoa; Arthropoda; Insecta; Diptera; Drosophilidae
Gene: Enoph
Product: enolase-phosphatase E1
Exons: 3
Coding region: 64-816 (250 amino acids)
Molecular function (GO): magnesium ion binding; acireductone synthase activity
Source: RefSeq, a predicted model, not a curated record
UUGAAUGAUAAGCAAUUCAAACUUCAGCUGUUGACAUUCCACUUUGUUUUAUUUAAAUCAACAAUGACAGCAGCGCAGCCUUCUUUAAAUGUAGUGCUAGUGGACAUAGAGGGCACCACAACCUCCAUUAGCUUUGUUCACGAUGUGCUUUUUCCAUAUGCCAAAGAAAAUGUGCAACAAUAUCUACAAGAAACUUGGAACAGCGAUGCCACCAAGGAUAUUGUUCAGGAUUUGCAACAGACACCACAAUUUGCAGAAUGGCGAAGCACUCUGAAUAGUUCUAUGGACACAAUAGAUGAGCCUCUAAUUACUGACUUUGUGCGUUAUCUUAUCGACAAAGACCUAAAGGUAACGCCGCUGAAAACGCUGCAGGGCUUAAUCUGGGCCAGAGGUUAUGCUGCUGGGCAGCUUAAGGGUCAUGUGUAUGAGGAUGUGCCUGCGGCAUUUGAAGCUUGGCGUAACGCCGGACUCCGUGUGGCUGUCUACUCCAGCGGCAGCGUGGCCGCUCAAAAGCUUAUCUUUCAUCACAGCAUAGCUGGCGACUUGCUUAGACACAUAAGCGCGCACUUUGACACACACGUGGGCCACAAACAGCAAACGGAAUCGUACACAAAGAUAGCUGAAGCGCUGCAAGUGCCGCCCGAAAAAGUUAUUUUCCUUACGGAUGUGGCUGGCGAAGCUGAUGCUGCGAGAGCUGCUGGAAUGCAGACGAGGAUACUACAACGUCCAGGCAACGCCGCCCUUAGCGAGGAUCAAAAAUCGACGUAUCAACUAAUUGAAGACUUUACGUCGUUGCAGACGCUGCAACUCUCAUAGUCAUGGGUAUAAAACAAAUUGUUAUGCCAGGAAUGUACAUAAUUAAUUUGUAAACAAAAAUCUCAUGCCAAAAACAA